CAUUUAUACAGAGGCUAGCAACGAUAUUGUAAUAUGGAUGGAUUCUAUGGACGUCUUAGAACAUCUGACGGUCUCAAACAUUGUGUCAUGGUGUGCUUCACUAGCUAUGAUUUUUGGUGGGGUUGUCCCAUACAUACCCCAAUAUAGAGACAUUAAAGGCCUUGAAAGUGCAGAAGGAUUUUCAACCUAUGUGUGCCUUGCUCUACUGAUAGCAAAUACUCUAAGAAUAAUAUUUGGUUAGUUUGGUCAUCCAUUUGAAUUGCCAUUACUGAUCCAAAGUGUUAUCAUGAUACUGACCAUGUUGGUUUUGAUCCACCUCUGUGUUAGAGUUAAAAAUAAAGGUGAGAUUGUGCCAAGCUACCCAAAGCAGUUUACUGAUUUUGAUCCUCGGUUCUUCUGGAAGUGGACAGAUUUUUUGAGUUACAUUGAGUUUCUUGUAACAUUCACUCUAGUGGUUGGAGCUAUUGUGUACAUAUUUAUAGACGUCUCCUUAGUCAUAGAAGUCAUUGGAUUUUUAGCGGUACUGAUGGAAGCAAUGCUUGGAGCUCCCCAGUUUUUAAGAAACUAUCAAAAUAAAUCAACAUUUGGCAUGAGCAAGAAGAUGGUAAUCAUGUGGACCAUGGGAGACAUUUUCAAGACUUGUUACUUUAUCCUUCGCAACUCUCCCAUUCAGUUUUGUGUAUGUGGAAUUCUUCAGGUGUCAAUCGACAUUGCCAUACUGCUGCAAGUGUUAAUCUAUCGAAGCAAACAGAUAAAACACUCAGUACAUAGUAGUUGAAACAUAUUCAGAUGUUUUAAAACUAAUCAUGAAAAAAUUGUUAGCAAGAAUAAAAAGAGAUUUCAGCCUAUAGAAUACUGAACAAGUUACAUAGCGUUUGAGCACCUUAGAGUUGCAAGGAACAAUUAAAGGGAUUUGUUGUUGUAUUUCUGGAAUUUAAAUUUAAAACAUGCAAGUAUGGUAUUUAUUUAUUAGUCAGAUCUUCAGUGUCAAACAUUUAUUGAGCAGACUGCACCAUUGCACAACAGAAAUACAGAAUGUUAUAGUUUCAAAUUAAAGUAUAAGAGCUACAGUGAAUGACUUCAUAAUAAUUGUAAUAUGUAAAUAAUAAUAAAGUAAGCAAUUAGCAAUUGGUGAGAAAUAACAUAUAUAUAUAGAAUUUAAAUAAGAAAUUCAAUAACAUUCAACUUACCAUGAUUGUUUUUGUUUGUUAAAGAAUUCAAAUUUAUGUAUCUGUAUAUAUCAUUAUUUGAACUUAUAUCAUGCAAUUGACUAAAACUCCAUAAGUAAUUUGCUUAGCAUACAAGUUUUACACUAUUUUCCAUAUUGAAGUGCUUUUUUAAAAAAACAUUAAGCAGAAGACCAUUCUGUUCUGUUUUUUAAAUUAUAGAAAAAAAAAUUUAUUAAAGAAAGUGUGAAUUUGUUUUUCAUUUUAGCACCAGAAUUGUGAUCUUGUUUGAAAAAUGAGGUAAUUUAUUCCACAAAACCAAAUCUUAUGAUAACAAGUUGUUCUUAAAUCCCAGAAAAAACUUUAUAACAGAUUGUUUCAUAAAAUUUGAAGUAUUGUGUUGUGGAUUUAAAAAAUAUUUCCUUUGCAACUUUUAUGGCUAUACAAGUUGUAGUGACAGUAUGUGGAUGAGGUUAUUAUAGAUAUAACAAUCUGAUUAUUAUUUCAUUCAUUUAAAAACAAAAAAAGAGCUACAUUUACAUGAACUUUAGUAUCUGAAAAAUAGGAAAAGGAAAGAAAUUUAAUGUCUCAUUAUACAUUAUGUAAAAAAAAACAACACCUAAACAUUGUCUUGUAGAAGUGAAAAAGAGUUUGAUUAAUGUCAAUAACACCUUGAUAGUUGUAAUCAUAAAUGACUAAGACUUAUUAGGAAGUUGCUUUUGUUUAUGAGAAAUAUAAUGUUGUUAGUCCAAAAUAUAUUGGUAUUACCAAAAGUUAUACCUCAGCAUCUGUUACUGAUACAAAUUUUUAGUCUGUGGCAUAAUUUGUUCACAAGCAUUUAAGAAUUCAGUAACACUGAUGGGAAAAAAAAAAAGAGUCAAUACCUGAUGUAUUUUUCCAUUAAGACUGUAUAUAAGAUAACAAAAUAUACAUUUGUGUACUGCUAGUAGACUGUGGUGUGUUACAAGAAAAUAAUGGAAUAUUAGCUUGUUUUCAUGAUAAAGUGACCAAUAAAUUGUACAGAUGUUCAGUUAAUUCUUACACUUGUAUUACAUUUUCUUACUUUAAAUAGGUGAAUUCUUUGUUUGUAGACUACCUAAUUUCUCAAGUAAUGAGGUGAAACUUGUACUGGGUGAUUGAGAUUCAAAUGUAUAUUGGUUACAGUGUUAUUUACACUACAGAAUUAAUGUGUUGUUUAUUACUCAAUGUUUUACUAUAUGUGGAUAACUUGUAUCAAGAUUUAUACCAAAUCUGAUAGUGUUUUGUGUAAGCCAGGGACCAAUUAACAAUAUGUUGGUGAAAGAGACCAAAUAUCAAUUGAUUUCAUUACUAUGCUAAUCUAAAAGAGUUUUUCUAUUAACAUGUUUUCUUACAGAAUCUUAAAGUAUACAGGUCAUAGGUAGUAAGUCUAGUAAAUUAAACUUAAUUUUGAGCCUGACCCUCUUCUUUAGUUACUUAAUGUGAUUUCGCAAAUGAGGGUCAAAAAGAGAUAAUUUAAACUUAGUUUAGGAAGAAUUAUUGAAUUGUACAUAUAUUAAUGUAAUAUUUGCUAUUGAAUACUUUUAAUUUGUUUUCUGAUGAAAAAUAAGCACAUUGGACAACACUAACAUUAUUUUCUUCACAAAAACUAAAUAUGCUUAAUUGGGUUACGUUUCAAAAGUGAAACAAAGUUUAAAAAUUUCUCAUGACAUUUUAUGAUGAAAUUAGUCGCAGAUGUGUGUUCAGUUAGACUAAUUUGUCUUAUGAAAAUGUGUUGUGAUUAAGUGAAUGAAAAAUACAAAUGUACUUAUUUUUAUUUGAUCAUGUGCUUAUUAUCCUGUCACCCGUUACCUUAUUACUCAGAACUAUAAGAGACAAAACUUAUAAUACUAAUAAAGUAGCUGUUAGUUCCAAAGCUAUAAUACUAUUGAAAUGUUAAAAGUUUGUACUUGCAUUUAUGGAAAACAUAUAUACAAAACAGACUUUUGUUAUAACAAUGCUGUCAGUACUUUUUUUCCUUAAUUAGAAAAUGUGUGAUUAUUCCACAACUUACUUACCUGCACAAAGAACACCUAGGUGAUCUGUAGCAGUAAGGAUGAAAAUAACAAUGAUUUUAAUUUUGUAAUUGCUUCAUUUUUGUUACUUAAGAUGAUAAUAUUCUGUUAUGUUGUAAUUUUAAUGAUGAUAUGUAUUAUUAUUUUAUAAAUUCCAGUGGUUUGUACUAACACGAGGUCUAUCAUAAAAUAAAGAUGAAGAUCUCCUCCUUGUCCAUUAA
This is a messenger RNA of Limulus polyphemus (Atlantic horseshoe crab), 3420 nucleotides long. Its product is annotated as PQ-loop repeat-containing protein 1-like. The transcript is spliced from 5 exons. Gene Ontology annotation, cellular component: trans-Golgi network; endosome. Gene Ontology annotation, biological process: retrograde transport, endosome to Golgi; phospholipid translocation. The record is from RefSeq and is a predicted model, not a curated record. Lineage: Eukaryota; Metazoa; Arthropoda; Merostomata; Xiphosura; Limulidae.